Molecule: messenger RNA, 1230 nt
Organism: Suillus paluster
Lineage: Eukaryota; Fungi; Basidiomycota; Agaricomycetes; Boletales; Suillaceae
Exons: 18
Coding region: 62-1120 (352 amino acids)
Source: RefSeq, a predicted model, not a curated record
GAUAUAUAUAUAGGCCUACAGUGAAUCCACCCCAUCACCGACAGGAUUGACUCAACCAGCAAUGUCUUCCUCAACGCUCCCUGUCCCACAAGUUAACCUGGGGAACACGUUUGGGGCACUUUUUAUUAGUGCUAUCCUUGCAGCAGUGUUAGUACAUUACUCGCUCACUAUGCCAUCAAAACCGAGUACUGAUCGAUACUUAUCCGACGUCACAACCGUGAUAUCUGACACGCAUAGGGGCACGGGGGUAACAUUUUAUAGGCUGGCUGUUGUCUGGCUUUGGAUCCUUGAUGCUCUACACCUGGCGUUGAUCGUCGACUUUGUGUAUUAUUAUUUAGUGACCAACUACGCAAACUUCAGUGCGCUCACAGGACUUGUAUGGAGUUUCAAAUUUCAGUCGAUACUCGACGCUACCCUUGUUUUUUCGGUACAUCUUUUGUAUGUCCAUCGCAUAUGGAUGCUCAGCAAAGGCCGAUCAUUACUUCUCCCGGGUAUAGCAUUGACCGUAAUCGUGCUCCUAUUUGGAGGUGUCGUUAUCCCUUUUAUCGUGGCGUCAUAUAAGUGCAAUACGUUCUCGGAUUUGAUUGCGAUCGCGUGGUGGACGUAUGCGACUGUGGGCACGUCAACUUUCAUCGACAUUGUUAUUGCAUCAUCGCUAUGUUAUCUCCUCGCCACUUCCCGGACUGGAUUUUCUAGAACCGAUUCAUUCUUAACAAAGCUCAUGGGUUAUACUAUCAGCACAGGCUGUCUAACGAGUAUAUGUUCAAUAAUAGUGCUCAUCACCUGCGCAACACUGUCAGGGACCUUCAUUUUUCUGGCCAUUUAUUUUCUAGUGGCUAAAUUAUACGUCAACUCAUUCUUCGCGCUCCUGAACGAGCGAUACUACGUGCAGGGCAACGCAGAUACUGUCAUUUCUUCUGGGAGUCAUGGCCGCCACAGCGUCCACCGCCCGGGACUGCACAUUAGAGUAUCGCAAGACACGGAGAUCCAGACAUCUCGGACGGACGAGUUUAAACAUCUCGAUGAUGGAGUGCUGCAUGUCUCUCAACCUGUCAUGUCACAGGCGCCGACAGCGGGGAGUCCCGGGACGAUGGAGAUGAAAUCUUUCUCGUUAGCGUGAUGUAUUUAUAAUUGUAUGAGUUCGUAGUAGGAUAAAUCACUGUACCUACCCACAGUAUUUACGGGAGGAAAGUACCAAAAGUCGCGGAUUGCGGUAUAUGUACAUUGACA